GUAACCGGACAGGAAAAGCCGCCGCCGCCGCCGCCGCGCUGACUCCGUUGUUGCUGCUGCUGCUGGGCGCGGAGACGGCGGCGGCCCGAGCGACACGAGGCGCCUCGGCGGUCCGCGCCCUUCAGAGUGAAAAAAAAUGGAUCUGGCCAACCAUGGACUUAUUCUGCUGCAGCAGCUAAAUGCUCAGAGAGAGUUUGGUUUCCUGUGUGACUGCACAGUGGCCAUUGGUGAUGUCUACUUCAAGGCACACAAAUCGGUCCUUGCCUCUUUCUCCAACUACUUCAAGAUGUUGUUUGUUCAUCAAACCAGUGAAUGUGUCCGCUUGAAAGCAACUGACAUACAGCCAGAUAUCUUCAGUUAUCUCUUGCAUUUGAUGUACACGGGGAAGAUGGCACCGCAACUUAUUGACCCAGUUCGACUAGAACAGGGAAUAAAGUUUCUGCAUGCAUAUCCACUAAUUCAAGAGGCCAGCCUUGCAAGUCAGGGAACUUUUUCUCACCCGGAUCAAGUUUUUCCAUUAGCAUCUUCAUUAUAUGGCAUUCAGAUUGCAGAUCACCAGAUAAGACAUCCCACUAAAGUUUCAUCAGCGACUGACAAACUCGGGCGAGAACCAAGGCCACAGACGUCGCGAAUGAAUCAGGAGCAGGUUUCUGAAGGCUCACAGCUCUCGCAGUUAGCUACAAAUCUGCCACAAGUGAACCGGACAAAUAUGUCUGCUUCCGACCCGUUGCCAUCUUCUUUAUCUCCAGAAUUGGUGUCUGCUGCUGGUAAUAAUUCACCUUCAGGUGAAGAGGCCAACAUGGAAGCAUCUUCUUCAGAUGAGCAGCCUGCCUCACUCACAAUAGCACAUGUCAAGCCAAGCAUUAUGAAAAGGAACGGAAGCUUCCCAAAAUACUAUGCCUGCCAUCUCUGUGGCCGCCGGUUUAAUCUGCGAAGUAGUUUGCGUGAGCACCUGCAGAUUCACACAGGAGUUCCCUUCACAUCUAACCAGCAGGGAGAAAGUAAUAUGUCUUUGUCUCUCUGUAAUAACACAGGUGAUAAAGAUGCUGUGGAAGUGCCUGAAGCAGGGAUGAUCAGUGACAGUGAGCUGCAGCAGAUCUCAGACUCCCCAAUAAUUGAUGGGCAGCAGCAGUCAGAGACACCGCCCCCCUCUGAUAUUGCAGACAUAGACAACUUGGAGCAGGCAGAUCAAGAGAGGGAAGUAAAAAGACGGAAAUACGAAUGUUCCAUUUGUGGUCGCAAAUUUAUUCAGAAAAGCCACUGGAGGGAGCACAUGUACAUACACACUGGCAAGCCCUUCAAAUGCAGCACUUGUGACAAAAGCUUUUGUAGGGCUAACCAGGCUGCCAGACACGUGUGCCUAAACCAGAGCAUGGACACGUACACCAUGGUGGACAAACAGACUCUGGAACUCUGUACUUUUGAGGAAGGCAGUCAAAUGGACAACAUGCUAGUACAGACCAACAAGCCCUACAAAUGUAACUUGUGUGACAAAACAUUUUCCACUCCCAAUGAAGUAGUCAAACAUUCGUGCCAAAAUCAAAACUCUGUCUUUACACUAGAAGAAGAUCGCUCCAUUCUGCUAGGUGGUGGGGACACAGAAGCUACAGAGACUGAUAAUGCAGUGUUAGCCUCCAUCAAAAAGGAGCAGGAAGCAGUGUUGUUAGACUGAAUGUGAAACCUAUAUCAAUUUUUUAAAGUUUCUUAUUUUUUAUUAAAUCAAUCUUUUCCUCCCUCCACCUCUUACCUCACGUACCCCUGCCAUCUUUUCCACCAGCCUCCUUCCCACCCUUUGUCUUCAGCAAUGAGAACUGUACUGGCACAUUAGGAAAUUGGACUUGCCUCUCCCACCAAAACAAGAAAAAAGCUAUUGUGUCAAACCACAACAUAAUUGAUUUUAAUACAAAGGAAUGUGUGAAAAAAUAAUCCAGCUAACUAUGCUGAUAGUAUUAGUUAAUCCGAAUUUAAUAGAUUUUAAACAAAAUUUAGAUUGCUUAAAAGUGUAUUUAGAUACAAUGAUGAGCAUAAUGAGAAAUGAGUAUCAGUUUGGUAAACAAAGAAAAAAAGAUACAUUUAUGUUAGUUUCCCUGGUAAAAGGCAUUUUGACAAGAUCUGGCAGAUUAAAACACCAUGCUUUUUAGAAGACCAUGUGCAAGUUGGUUACGGUUAUAACUUAAAACCCUCAGAACUUUUCUCAGUGAAUGUAAAAAUGUCUGUUCAUCGAGUUAAAAAGAGGUGAUGGUGUUGGGUUUCUAUUACCCAUGUUUUCCUUCGAGUAUGCCUUUGGGUAUCUGUUUCAGAUAGCAUCAUUGAGUCAAACAAAGUACUUACUUGGUCAAAUUUUGACUUAAGUAGCUAUAAUAAUAAUGUGAUGGCAAUCUUUAUAUAUAUAUAUAAAUACUGUAUAUGUAUAAAGAUUUAUAUAUAUAUAUAUAGAAAGUGUGUGUAUAUUGGGUACAGGCAAAUAAACACACAUGUCCUUUUUAAGUAACUGGCCCUCUAAUCUCAGAUUCAGCCCAGAAUGUCUUUUAGUUGUUUGUCAAAACUAGUCAUGGCACGGUUAUUUUUAAUCAAAUGUAAAGCAUUCCAAGCUGUCUGUUGAGGAGAAGCUAAUAGGUAACUGAGGUCACCCAAGCUACAAAGGAAACUAGAGAAUUCCAUACUGGUGAGCAUAGUGCCAUUGUUAGUGCGGCACAAGUAUGGAUUGUUAGCUGUAGGUUUUGGUCAUUCUGGAUGGAUGGAGGGAGACAAGCUUUUUACCCAGGCAAGGAAUGUCCACAAUUUCAUUUGGUUUAAUGGCAUGAGUUAAGAGGAAAAAGUGGUGCAGAGACAUUGUAGUAGUAGGGGAUCAUGGUUAUUUUAAAGUGAAUCUGUAGUGCUGGCAAAUUUUGCUUUGUGAGCAACCCAUUAUUUUCAAAGCCAAGACAAAGUCUGCAAAACCUGAAAGGGUGAAUUCUGUAGUUUUAGUUACUGCUAAUGGUAGCACUGCAUCUUUGUGUUCAAAAUCAAGUUGUUGAUUCUUACUAUUUUAUACAGAUGCCCAGACUUCUUGCUGGUAGUCUAAAACCCUAAACUGACAGCAGCAAUGAAGCCCACGGAGCAAUUACUGGGCCAAUAGAAGGCAUAAGCAGACAGAAUAAAUGCCCCAUCGUAAAUGGAGACGGUGUGUGGUUUUGGGGAGGGGUGGGAGGGCAAGUCACAAACUACAGCUCUUCUCUGCAUAUACAUUUAAACUGAGUAUCAUCUUUUUGUGUAUAGUUAAGUUCUCAGAUUUGUAAGUUUUUAUACAUCAUUUCAUUGAAUAAAAACUGAAUUAAAUGGGAUAUGAUUUA
Neopsephotus bourkii (Bourke's parrot) is the source of this 3332-nucleotide messenger RNA. It is a transcript of the gene ZBTB2, whose product is annotated as zinc finger and BTB domain containing 2. Gene Ontology annotation, cellular component: nucleus. Gene Ontology annotation, molecular function: DNA-binding transcription factor activity, RNA polymerase II-specific; protein binding; RNA polymerase II cis-regulatory region sequence-specific DNA binding. Bases 137 to 1672 code for a protein of 511 amino acids. Gene Ontology annotation, biological process: regulation of transcription by RNA polymerase II. The transcript has 3 exons. NCBI's taxonomy places the organism in Eukaryota, Metazoa, Chordata, Aves, Psittaciformes, Psittacidae. The record is from RefSeq and is a predicted model, not a curated record.